AAAGGCCCCGGAGGCAGGAACUUGGGAAGGGAGUCGGGGUUCUCUACCGGGCUGGGAGGGGCUUGUGCCUGAGUCCCGGGGUCCCCAUCCGCUGAGGAGAUGGAUGAGGAUGGGCUUCCUCUCAUGGGGUCGGGCAUAGACCUGACCAAGGUGCCUGCUAUUCAACAGAAAAGAACCGUGGCCUUUCUAAACCAGUUUGUGGUGCACACGGUGCAGUUUCUCAACCGGUUUUCCACUGUUUGUGAGGAGAAACUGGCAGACCUUUCUCUUCGUAUUCAACAAAUUGAAACAACUCUCAAUAUUUUAGAUGCAAAGCUGUCAUCUAUCCCAGGCCUAGAGGAUGUCACAGUUGAAGUGUCUCCUCUAAGUGUCACUGCUGUCCCAAAUGAAUCACAUUCUGAAAGCGCUUCAGAGCAGCCACAGAUUUCCAUAAACUCUCUACAGCAGGACAGUACACAAGAUUCUGGACCACAGGAAAGUGAAGUUUCAUCAGACAAUAUCUUAACUGUAGCCAAGGACCCAAGAUAUGCCAGAUACCUCAAGAUGGUCCAAGUGGGUGUUCCAGUAAUGGCAAUCAGAAACAAAAUGUUAUCAGAAGGGCUGGAUCCAGACCUCCUUGAGAAGCCAGACGCUCCAGUGCCUAAUGGUGCAUGUGACAAGGCCACAGAAGAAAGCUCCGAUAGUGAGUCUUCCUUCAGUGACUGAGUUGGAUUAGGAUGAGCAUUGCAUAGAUGUGUGUAUUUUACAUCCUGUGGGAGCGCGAGACUCUGGCUUUAGGGACGAAAUCAUCAGCUGGCAACCACACACCUGCCCCAGCCUUCCUCUGUCCAAAAAAUGAAAUUAAAUAAACCUUUGUUAACCAAAUAAAAUCCUCUGAGAUUAAAAAUA
Molecule: messenger RNA, 888 nt
Organism: Mesocricetus auratus (golden hamster)
Lineage: Eukaryota; Metazoa; Chordata; Mammalia; Rodentia; Cricetidae
Gene: Washc3
Product: WASH complex subunit 3
Exons: 7
Coding region: 100-705 (201 amino acids)
Biological process (GO): actin filament polymerization; exocytosis
Cellular component (GO): WASH complex
Source: RefSeq, a predicted model, not a curated record